Messenger RNA from Coregonus sp. 'balchen', 14942 nucleotides. NCBI's taxonomy places the organism in Eukaryota, Metazoa, Chordata, Actinopteri, Salmoniformes, Salmonidae. The record is from the annotation of a GenBank genome assembly.
UGUAUUUGUUAUCAUGCCAACAGAGUGAAGUGGAGAGAUGCAGUAACUGUAGUUUGAUAGAGAGAGGCAGUGUAACUUAGCUAGCUACAUUCCAGGUAUUUAGUCAGAAUCAACAUUUUGUUUCGUACAUCUUAGUUUGUCUGCACAUCCCGGUUGUGAGAUGAACACCAUAGCUACUACAUCUGAAGGUAAGGGGGAAAUAGCUAGCUUGCUUGCUAACUAAGUAGCUAUUAGCUAGCUAGUUGUUAGCUCUGGUCCAUGGCGUUACUUGUGGCAUUAUGCCGCAAGAGCCUUCUUCAAUGGCCUGCAUCAAUCAAUUCAUCCAUCCAUAAAGGAUUUUGUCACCCGAUGUUGUUUAGUGACUGGCUUCAAUAUAGCUACUUUAAGUAAAGAUGUUGCUAAAGUGUUGACGAACGUUUCUCUGUAUGCUCAAUCUACCGCCACGCUAGCUCUGGUGCAUGCGAAUGCGUCGGAUCGGCAAUAUGGGCUUCAUCCGACGCGUACCCAUAGACCAGAGCUAGCUAACUAGUUUGAACAAACAUUUAUUGUGUUUUCAAAAGCAAACACUUUUGUCUCAUUUAUGCUCCCAGUUAACUGGCUAACGUUAGCUAUUAAGAUCUACGUAGCUAGUUUAGUUUACUAGAUAUCUAAUUAAAGCAUUCGUUUGCUAGCCUGCCAGUUUAAAACACCUGCCUAAUCUAAAAUGGGUCUGUUGUUGUUUCAAAGCUAACAUUAACGUUAGUAGCUAGCAAACAUUUAUUUGUUUCUCAACAAGCUAACUAGUUAUAUUUCCUCAUCAUUACCUGUUUGUCAUAGCUCAGGGUUUAUCUCACUGUCUACAGAAAUCAACUUAAUUUCCCACUUCUACAGGGUUUAAAAGUCAAGUGGUUUAUCUAGCUAGUUAGAACAACCCCUAGUCCUAAUGACUCUCAGUACCAUAACAUUACACAGAAGUCAUUGGAAGAAGACGUCUUCUGUAGGGGGGCGUUUUGUUAAGAGCCCUGACAUUAACACGCAUCGCUUGCGGUAUAGUUUUGGAAGCACAAUGACCUUAUCUUUCAUAUCAGUGAGAAAUAAGGUUAAAUUGAUACACAACUUUUAUAGGGUUAGUGUUCCAACGGCCAUAUAUCCAUGUUACAGAGAAUGACCUACCUACCGUGCUCCAAACAUGUGUAAGCGUAACUCUGGAAGUGUAGUUUUGUUGGAUGGAGGCUGAGGCGCCCAUAGCUGUAGUGGAUCUGUGCAAAACUGCUACAGUGGUUUCUUAUUUAUGUAUAGGAUUCUUUCUUGCUGAUGAAAGAUAAGGGCCAUAUGUUUCGAUUGACGUUUCUGAACGUUAAAACACAUAGUUGGGAUUAUAGUUCACAUGAGCCAGUCGUUGGCGAAGCUAAUGUCUGAAAACUGUAGGGAGAAGGCAGAAUGCCGCCUAGCGUUUGAGAGCUAAAACAACCCCCAUGCUGGGAAACGAUGAGGAAUGUCAACAGUGUACUGGAACUAGGAUAGCCGCACUCUUUCUUAGAGAGCCAUGUCAAUGGUUGGUGAAAUUACAACACACUAAAAUGAGUACAGAAAUGAUGAUUUAGCUAAUGUUACAUUAAAUGUAAUUUAAUAUAUUUUUAGCAACUAGCAAGCUAAAUGUCAUCCUUACCCGGCCACAAGAUAACCACUUGUGUUAUAGCCAUGCACUGUGACUGCGUGGCACACAAAUGAACAUUUUCCAUUGCCCGUAAAUGUAUAUUCAUUGCAGUUCAUUGGCAUCAUGUUACAGGUAGCUAGCUAGAAAGGCUCAUUCAUUAGUUGGGUAGCUUUGGAUAAGCCUAUAUCUCUGUAUUUACUGACUGAUACAUAGUACAUUAGUGGUGAAGGGACACGCUUCUUAAUGGUUAAUGGCUUUUUAAUGGUGUGCUGGCUGCUAAUAUUAUAAAGUACAGAGUUUCUGGUGGAAGAGGCUCUACCCUGUUCCCUAUGUAGUGCACUACUUUUGACCAGUCCAGAGCCCUAUUGGCCCUGGUCAAUAGUAGUGCACUAUAUAGGGUUCCAUUUGGGACGUACCCUGUUUAUGUGGGUGCAGCACCCUCCCUAUCUGUGAGCGGACUAGCGGAGCACACUGGUGCUGCUGGAGACAAUUCCCUGGAUCGGGUUACACUGGCUGACUGGCUGGCUGGCUGGCUGGACUGGCUGGCUGGCUGGCUGGCUGGCUGGCUGGCUGACUGGCUGGCUGGCUGACUGGCUGGCUGGCUGACUGACUGGCUGACUGGCUGACUGGCUGGCUGACUGACUGACUGACUGGCUGACUGGCUGACUGGCUGGCUGACUGGCUGGCUGGCUGGCUGGCUGGCUGACUGGCUGACUGGCUGGCUUUGUUGUAGGCUUUGUCCUGGCUACUUUUUCCACUCCAAUAGCCUCAACAAUAAGAGAACAACUAAGGAGGUAGAUAGUAGCCCUAUUGAGCCUAGAAUAACUGAUAUAACAGGAAAGCAAGAGACUAAAGAAUAACUGUUAACUUUUAGGAUAUUUAACAAAUUCUUCAAGUAUUGAGUUGAGUUGGCUCCCGUGAUGGGGAAAGUGUGAGUGUACUGUAAGAUGCAGCUAGUCUAUCAGUGAGGAGUUAAGUAGGUAGCUAGGAUUACCCCGUGACCUUGAUCUCUGGCGUUCUCUAUGUGUCCCAAAUGGCACCCUAGGGCUCACCCUGGUCAAAAGUAGUGCACUAGGGAAUAAGGCGCCAUUUGGGAUGCAGCCUCUGUCCUGGAAGGUGAAGGUCCUCUACCCUUCUUUAGGAGUGUACAGUCAUACACUCCCCUUACUGAGUAAACGGUUUCUGUUGCAAAACGUUUUGCUACGGUCUGCGACUAAUGAAUGCACCCCAGGUUAGUCCAGCCUCAAUGCACAACAAACAACACAUUGGCAAGCUUUACUCCUGAUAAGGCCUGAAACAGUCUUGAUUUAACCAGUUGCUUAUGGGCCGUUAAUAUCUGCUACAUAGUAAUAAUAUAAUAUAGCCUAAUAAUAUAUUCCUUUUAGCAGAAACUUUUAUCCAUGAUGACUUAAAGUAGUCCGUGCAUACAUUUUCGUAUGGGUACUGCAUGUAGCACAAUCUCAGAGUUAACAACCAAAUCCCACUGCUGCUGACUUGCGUGCCAAAAAUAUUUGUUUGCAGUUCCUGUUUAGUGAGAGCACAAAGUCACGCAUGGAGAAGUCAAUGACACACAGGCUGCAUUCAAAAUGGCAUCCUAUUCCCUAUAUAGUGCACUACUUUUGACCAGGGUCCACAUUGGGUAGUAGUGCACUAAUAUAGGGAAUAGGGUGCCAUUUGGGACGCAGCCGUACACUUGGGUGAUAUUAUUACAGUUGAUGUCUGUGUAGCCAGUUUUUUUUUUUAACACUUUAUUUUUCAAACAAUUGCUAGAGAACAAUCGCACACGUUUCAGUUUUAAAGGUUCUCUUUUUUUUUUUAUUCCACAGGUGACCUUCUCCUAAUGUUUAAAUUUACAUUUAGCAGGGCUCUACGCUGACCUUUCUUUCACAAGGAGCACGUGUGUGCCUAUGUUGAAUAAUGUAGGAGCACAGAAAUAAAUUUAGGAGCACAAUGAAAAAUAUUUGAGGUAAUAAAGCUAGAAUCCAAACAUUUUCUUGGCGCACUGGUGCUCCUAUAAUACAAUUCCAGGUCACACAGCUAAAUAUUUAGGCGCAUAUGCGAGUAAAAUGGUCGCACUGUAGAGCUCUGUUUAGCCAAACUUACUCUGCUUUAUUACAAUAGCAAGAGCAUGUAGGCAUAAUGGCUAUGUUGAACAAGGCCUACUGUCUGUUUAUAAUGACAUAUGGUUAUGUUGAACAAGGCCUACUGUCUGUUUAUAAUGACAUAUGGCUAUGUUGAACAAGGCCUACUGUCUGUUAAUAAUGACAUAUGGCUAUGUUGAACAAGGCCUACUGUCUGUUAAUAAUGACAUAUGGCUAUGUUGAACAAGGCCUACUGUCUGUUUAUAAUGACAUAUGGCUAUGUUGAACAAGGCCUACUGUCUGUUUAUAAUGACAUAUGGUUAUGUUGGACAAGGCCUACUGUCUGUUUAUAAUGACAUAUGGCUAUGUUGAACAAGGCCUACUGUCUGUUAAUAAUGACAUAUGGCUAUGUUGAACAAGGCCUACUGUCUGUUUAUAAUGACAUAUGGCUAUGUUGAACAAGGCCUACUGUCUGUUAAUAAUGACAUAUGGCUAUGUAGAACAAGGCCUACUGUCUGUUUAUAAUGACAUAUGGCUAUGUUGAACAAGGCCUACUGUCUGUUUAUAAUGACAUAUGGCUAUGUUGAACAAGGUCUACUGUCUGUUUAUAAUGACAUAUGGCUAUGUUGAACAAGGCCUACUGUCUGUUUAUAAUGACAUAUGGUUAUGUUGAACAAGGCCUACUGUCUGUUAAUAAUGACAUAUGGCUAUGUUGAACAAGGCCUACUGUCUGUUAAUAAUGACAUAUGGCUAUGUUGAACAAGGCCUACUGUCUGUUAAUAAUGACAUAUGGUUAUGUUGAACAAGGCCUACUGUCUGUUUAUAAUGACAUAUGGUUAUGUUGAACAAGGCCUACUGUCUGUUUAUAAUGACAUAUGGCUAUGUUGAACAAGGCCUACUGUCUGUUAAUAAUGACAUAUGGCUAUGUUGAACAAGGCCUACUGUCUGUUUAUAAUGACAUAUGGCUAUGUUGAACAAGGCCUACUGUCUGUUUAUAAUGACAUAUGGCUAUGUUGAACAAGGCCUACUGUCUGUUAAUAAUGACAUAUGGUUAUGUUGAACAAGGCCUACUGUCUGUUAAUAAUGACAUAUGGCUAUGUUGAACAAGGCCUACUGUCUGUUUAUAAUGACAUAUGGCUAUGUUGAACAAGGCCUACUGUCUGUUAAUAAUGACAUAUGGCUAUGUUGAACAAGGCCUACUGUCUGUUUAUAAUGACAUAUGGCUAUGUUGAACAAGGCCUACUGUCUGUUAAUAAUGACAUAUGGCUAUGUAGAACAAGGCCUACUGUCUGUUAAUAAUGGCUGUGUAGAACAAGGCCUACUGUCUGUUUAUAAUGACAUAUGGCUAUGUUGAACAAGGCCUACUGUCUGUUAAUAAUGACAUAUGGCUAUGUUGAACAAGGCCUACUGUCUGUUUAUAAUGACAUAUGGCUAUGUAGAACAAGGCCUACUGUCUGUUAAUAAUGGCUGUGUAGAACAAGGCCUACUGUCUGUUUAUAAUGGCUGUGUAGAACAAGGCCAUAUGAUUCAGAGGAGAACUGGGUGAAAGUGUUGUGGUCAGAUGAGACCAAAAUCGAGCUCUUUGGCAUCAACUCAACUCGCCGUGUUUGGAGGAGGAGGAAUGCUGCCUAUGACCCCAAGAACACCAUCCCCACCGUCAAACAUGGAGGUGGAAACAUUAUGCUUUGGGGGUGGUUUUCUGCUAAGGGGACAGGACAACUUCACCGCAUCAAAGGGACGAUGGACUGGGCCAUGUACCGUAAAAUCUUGGGUGAGAACCUCCUUCCCUCAGCCAGGGCAUUGAACAUGGGUCGUGGAUGGGUAUUCCAGCAUGACAAUUACCCAAAACACAUGGCCAAGGCAACAAAGGAGUGGCUCAAGAAGAAGCACAUUAAGGUCCUGAAGUGGCCUAGCCAGUCUCCAGACCUUAAUCCCAUAGAAAAUCUGUGGAGGGAGCUGAAGGUUCGAGUUGCCAAACGUCAGCCUCGAAACCUUAAUGACUUGGAGAAGAUCUGCAAAGAGGAGUGGAACAAAAUCCCUCCUGAGAUGUGUGCAAACCUGGUGGCCAACUACAAGAAACGUCUGACCUCUGUGAUUGCCAACAAGGGUUUUACCACCAAGUACUAAGUCAUGUUUUGCAGAGGGGUCAAAUAAUUAUUUCCCUCAUUAAAAUGCAAAUUAAUUUAUAACAUUUUUGACAUGCGUUUUUCUGGAUUUUUUUGUUGUUAUUCUGUCUCUCACUGUUCAAAUAAACCUACCAUUAAAAUUAUAGACUGAUCAUGUCUUUGUCAGUGGGCAAACGUACAAAAUCAGCAGGGGAUCAAAUACUUUUUUCCCUCACUGUAUGGCUAUGUAGAACAAGGCCUUCCUGUUUUUCCCCUCACUGUAUGGCUCUGUAGAACAAGGCCUUCCUGUUUUUCCCCUCACUGUAUGGCUCUGUAGAACAAGGCCUUCCUGCUUUUUCUCCACCACCAUAUUUAUUUGAUUGAACAAUCAGGCAGUCUUCUGGUAGGCCGUUCUGAACGCAACCUGUUUGUGUUCUCCCUCCAGGUGUAUGAGGCCUUCAGCCAGGAGAGCUCACCCAUGGAACAGGAAGUGAUGCGCAUAUACCCCUCCUCCCCCCCUCCGCUGGACGACGAAUCAGGGGGAGAGGAGGACGAUGACGAGUUUCGGGAUUUCUCUGGGGGUGUGCCCUCCUCUGGAGGGGUGGCAAUGUCAUCCAACCAGCUGUGCCCCUCCACGACAGACCCCGCCUCCCCAACCCCAUCAAUGGUGCACUUUAGUGUUAGUAACUCCUCCUUCUUCGCCGGAGCUACCCAUAGCAACGGAAUCUCGAAACAGUUCCGAGCAGCUGACGACCUGAAGAAGCCACGGGCGCCAGUGGUGGACCAAUCACAGCCCGCUAACACUGUGACCCUAGAGGUUGGCAGGGGUCGGCCGGGGUUGGAGGUCAAAGGGCAGCCCUGUCAUUGCGACCUCCCUGAUCUCCCUCUCACCAAUGGGUUUACCGAGCGGCAUCACCAGGGGACCAUGUCUGCAGGUAACAACUUUAGUCCUGAGGGCAGUCAUGGAGUUGUUUGUGAGGUUGCCUAGCAACUUAGCCUUUGUAAUACACGUUUUCUUUGUUUUUGUUGUAUUGUGUUUUUAAUCCUCAGUCAUUUUUAAUAUAUGUACUGUUGUACUCAAAUGGCUGAGGCAUCUCUAUAUGUAUUUUAAAACGAAUUAAUGAAUUCACCACAGGUCUUGUACCGGCUGGUCUGGGCUCCCCCAGCCAGGAGCAGGGGUUUGCAGACUUCUCUGCGUUCGCCGAGCCAGAGAUGGAGCUGGAGCCCUGGUGCUGCGGCUUCACUCACACUACGGAGUACAGGAAAGACGGCAGGACAGAAGGGACAAACCUAGCCAACGGUUUCUGCGAAGCAUACUCAGUCAAGAAGGACAUAGAGCAGCGGGCCAGAAUAGAGCGUGGCGGGCCAGACUCUCAGUGUGUAGCACAGCAAGGGGACAGGGACUGCACUGGAGUCCAGCAACACCCUCAGGACUCCGCUGGCCUCUUACCCCCCACGGAGGUGCUCUGUGCUAGGGGUGAGGGGCUGGGGGAGCCUGGGGAGAGGGUACCCAGCAUCAACAGGGAUAGCACUCUUGGCACGCUUACACAGGACCCAGAAUUGGGAGGGGGGAGGGAGGAGGAAGAGAAGGGGAGUGAAACAGAGGACAGUGUGUCUCCUCUCCCCACCACAGUCAGUGGGUCAGUGAGUGAGGACUUUGCCUCCUUUGGUGAGGCUGUGUCCUCAGACGCUUUGGAGGAGUUUGGAGACUUUGGCGAGACGGUCUUCACUCCCUUGUCACCAGGUGAGGAGGAGGUGCAGCGGAGUGACCUCAGAGAGGAGACGGAGACAAAGAUGGGGGAGGAGGAAGACGACAACGAAGAAGAGGACUUUGGAAACUUCAGGGAUGCUGGAUCCUUCCCUAGCCAGGACGACUUUGCUGACUUCAACCAAUCAGAGUCCAGGACACAGGAGGUCUUUGGUGACUUUGACCAGGACUAUUCUGAGGACCCAGGUCCGACUGAGGUGUGUGGUGAGGAGGUUGGACAUGGAGACCUCCCCCUCAGUGACAGCUUUGCAGACUUCCACUCUGCUCCCCUGGAGGGGGGUGCGGAGGGGCAGGGUGAGAGGGAGGAGGGCUGGGGGGCUUUUGGGGACCAGAGAGGUCUGUCUGAGGGGGAGACCUGGGCAGAGCUUGGAGAGGAGGAGAGAGCCAGGCGGACAGAAGAAGAGGAGGUGAAGAGGGAGGGGGAGAGAUGUCAGGGAGGUGCUGCUGUACAAAGGGACAGUCUGCAGGUGAGUGGUCUCCGGAGUUAUUAGAGUGGAUUUAUAACAUAACGCCGUAAAGACAGCCCCAGCUCCGACACCUCACAUUUUCUCCCACACGGCCAACACACAAUAUAUACCGGUGCGAUGACUGGUCAGCCGCUGCAUGCGCAAAUGUAAAGUGAUAGCACGUUGGGACUUCCAACAGAAUUCUCCGGGAGAACCGGAUAAAAAGGCAUCCUACAGUACUUAGUUGUCCCUCUUACAUGUGUAGUAUGUUUGUCAUAACCUCUGACUCCGCAAUAAUAGUUCUGUCCAGAGGUUUUUAUUAUUGUAUCAAUAGAUUGUCACUGUAGUUAGCCUAUCCCAGGGGUAGUCCCCCAGAGGUAGUCCCCCAGAGGUAGUCCCCCAGAGGUAGUUCACCCCAAAAUGAGUUUGCUGGAAUAAGACAGUUCCUGCCAGACUUCAGUUCACUUCAAAAUCAGGUAGAGUUAGUUUCAAAAUCUUUCCCAUUAAUUUUGUUUGAUUAUAAUGUAGUACACUGCAAUGUAGUAGAUCUCAAACAAGCACUGUUUCUCCCAUUCAGGCCUCCCUGUCUAUCCGGCUACAGAGGGUCCUGCAGACCAGCUUCCCUGCAGUGGCAGUCCCAGAACUGGAUCAGGAGAGGAGUAUGGAGAGGGGGAUGGAGGAGGAGACUGGGGUGGAGGAGAGUGAGGAGGAGACGGAGACAGAGGAGGAGGAGAGGGGGGUAGAGGUGUUGAAGGUACUCAGCCUCAGGGCUCUGCUAGAGACUCUGGGCACCCAGCCUGAGGAAGAGGAGACGAAGGGGCUCAACCACACUACACACUGGUGAGAGAACCUUUAGUGAUGAUGAUGAAGAUGAUUAUAACGAUGAUCAUGCUGAAGAUGAUGUUGAGGAUAAUGGUUCAGUGGAAUAACAGCAGAUCGCUUUGGAGGCUGGCCAAAGCACUACUCUACUGUAUAUGACCGCCUCGUUGUUUGCUUUACCCAGGAUUCCUAGGGGCGCGUGGCGGCAGCCUCAGGACCUCCACGAUGCCGUGGGCCUGGGGUUCCAGUGGGGCGGUUCCCAUAGCAACAGGACCCUGCUCCGCUGUCUGGGGAUGGACACCAGGAACAUGGUAACGGCCUCUUUUCAGUUUAAUUUCCAUGAGAGCAACAUAACUAAAUAAAACAUGAUUCGAAGCUAUCUGUCUUUGACAACUACAACAUCAACAAUGUAGUAAGUGAUGUGUCUUGGGCCUGAUGGGGUGUGUGCUCUGCCUCCCUCCCGCCCUCAGCCCCUCCCUCCCGCCUUCAGCCCCGCCCUCAGCCCCUCCCCCCCGCCCUCAGCUCCUCCCUCCCGCCCUCAGCCCCUCCCUCCCCUAUUUCCAUAUUGUACAUAAUUACUGUAAAUGUGUCUAAUAUCCCUUUUACUAUGUAGAAGUGCUCUGUUGUUGCUUUAUCUAUAGGGUACAUACUGUAUGCGGGUUAUCUGUCAAUUCUUCAUCUCUUAAUAUAAUAUUAUUCUGUCUGUAUAUUCUGUUUAUUGGUGUAAAAGCAGGACCAUUUCACCUGUUUGAAUUCCUGCUACAUGUAAAGGUAUUGGUGAUUUCUGAUUGUCUCUCCUCCACAGUUGUUCACUGGCCAGAGAAAGCAGCCUGUCAUAGUUCCUGUGUUUGCAGCCAGCCUGGUGAGUGGAUUUAUGGAGAUACCAUUCUGUGUCCCAAAUGGCACCCUAUUCCCUAUACAGUGCACUACUUUUGACCAGGGCCCAUAUGGACACAGUCCAUGGUGGCCCUAGUUCCAUUUCUGUCCCUGGAACCUCCCCCUAAGCCUGGGUACCAGUCCGUUUGCUCCAUCCAUGCCUCUCCUGGCCACUCCUUUUCAUGCCAAACAUGCCAAGGAGUUGACAUGAUAGCACAAACAGAUCUGGGACCAGGCUACCUCCCUUUAGCCUUGUAUGCUGAUAGCCCCUUAAUGUUCACAGAUCUGAGACUACUGGGUAGGUGUAAAGCAAUAAGAUGAUGACUUGGCAGUCGGCCAUAUUGCUUUCUCCCUGUCCAAACCUUUCAUCAUGUGACAUGUAUUCCAAAUGCCUUGUGCCAGGCAUUGCCAGGUGUUCCAUGGUGACCUCUUUCUUUCACCACCUCUCCCUUUCCCCUUCACCUUUUAUUCCCUAUUGCUCUCCCCCCCACCCCCGUCUCUCUCUCUCUCUCUCUCUCUCUCUCUCUCCCAUCACCCCCCCCUCUCUCUCUCACCAUCUCCCCCUGUCCCUCUCUCCUCUCUUUCAGGGAAUGUUAGAGCCCACCAAAGAGCCGGUGAGAGCAGCCUCAGCUGCCACAGCACAAGCACUUCCUGGGUCACAGGAAACAACCACCACCUCCUCAAUACAGGUACAGAAACAGGUGUAGGAUGUAGUUGCCCUAGACGCUGAUAUGGGUUCAGUUUAGCAUUUUCCCUCCUAAUAGUUAUGGUUAGAAUUGGGGGAGGGGAAGCAGAUCCUAGAUCUGUACCUAGGGGAAACUUCACCCCAGAGCUACAGGCAGACCAUGGCUGUGUGUGAACAUGUUACCAGCUGUUAAACUCUCCUCCCUCUUUGUUUCUGCAAUCCUUCACCCAUUUCUCAAAGCUCAUUGGAGGAGGAGGUCUGAGAGGAGGGACCUUGGAUCCUCUCUUCCAAUGAACUUUGAGAGAGAGGUAAGAAUAGUUAUUUUCCUUGAAUUGAAGACAGAAGAGGCUAAGAUGUGACAGCUGGUAACGUCUCCAGAUAGCCUGUGGCUAGGAUGUGACCGUUGGUAACGUCUCCAGAUAGCCUGUGGCUAGGAUGUGACCGUUGGUAACGUAUCCAGAUAGCCUGUGGCUAGGAUGUGACCGUUGGUAACGUCUCCAGAUAGCCUGUAACUAGGAUGUGACCGUUGGUAACGUAUCCAAAUAGCCUGUGGCUAGGAUGUGACCGUUGGUAACGUAUCCAGAUAGCCUGUGGCUAGGAUGUGACCGUUGGUAACGUAUCCAGAUAGCCUGUGGCUAGGAUGUGACAGUUGGUAACGUCUCCAGAUAGCCUGUGGCUAGGAUGUGACCGUUGGUAACGUCUCCAGAUAGCCUGUGGCUAGGAUGUGACCGUUGGUAACGUAUCCAGAUAGCCUGUGGCUGGGAUGGGACCGCUGGUAACGUAUCCAGAUAGCCUGUGGCUAGGAUGUGACCGCUGGUAACGUAUCCAGAUAGCCUGUGGCUAGGAUGUGACAGUUGGUAACGUAUCCAGAUAGCCUGUGGCUGGGAUGGGACCGCUGGUAACGUAUCCAGAUAGCCUGUGGCUAGGAUGUGACCCGUACUCGGUAACGUAUCCAGAUAGCCUGUGGCUAGGAUGUGACCGUUGGUAACGUAUCCAGAUAGCCUGUGGCUAGGAUGUGACAGUUGGUAACGUAUCCAGAUAGCCUGUGGCUAGGAUGGGACCGUUGGUAACGUCUCCAGAUAGCCCGUGGCUAGGAUGUGACAGUUGGUAAUGUCUCCAGAUAGCCUGUGGCUAGGAUGGGACUGCUGGUAACGUCUCCAGAUAGCCUGUGGCUAGGAUGGGACUGCUGGUAACGUCUCCAGAUAGCCCGUGGCUAGGAUGGGACCGUUGGUAACGUCUCCAGAUAGCCCGUGGCUAGGAUGGGACCGUUGGUAACGUCUCCAGAUAGCCUGUGGCUAGGAUGUGGACCGUUGGUAACGUCUCCAGAUAGCCUGUGGCUAGGAUGUGACAGUUGGUAAUGUCUCCAGAUAGCCUGUGGCUAGGAUGUGACCGUUGGUAACGUAUCCAGAUAGCCUGUGGCUAGGAUGGGACCGUUGGUAACGUCUCCAGAUAGCCUGUGGCUAGGAUGUGACCGUUGGUAACGUAUCCAGAUAGCCUGUGGCUAGGAUGUGACCGUUGGUAACGUCUCCAGAUAGCCUGUGGCUAGGAUGUGACCGUUGGUAAUGUCUCCAGAUAGCCUGUGGCUAGGAUGUGACCGUUGGUAAUGUCUCCAGAUAGCCUGUGGCUAGGAUGUGACAGUUGGUAAUGUCUCCAGAUAGCCUGUGGCUAGGAUGUGACCGUUGGUAACGUAUCCAGAUAGCCUGUGGCUAGGAUGUGACCGUUGGUAACGUCUCCAGAUAGCCUGUGGCUAGGAUGUGACCGUUGGUAACGUCUCCAGAUAGCCUGUGGCUAGGAUGUGACAGUUGGUAACGUCUCCAGAUAGCCUGUGGCUGGGAUGUGACCGUUGGUAACGUCUCCAGAUAGCCUGUGGCUAGGAUGUGACAGUUGGUAACGUAUCCAGAUAGCCUGUGGCUGGGAUGGGACCGCUGGUAACGUAUCCAGAUAGCCUGUGGCUAGGAUGGGACUGCUGGUAACGUAUCCAGAUAGCCUGUGGCUAGGAUGUGACAGCUGGUAACGUCUCCAGAUAGCCUGUGGCUAGGAUGUGACAGCUGGUAACGUCUCCAGAUAGCCUGUGGCUAGGAUGUGACAGUUGGUAACGUAUCCAGAUAGCCUGUGGCUAGGAUGUGACCAUUGGUAACGUCUCCAGAUAGCCUGUGGCUAGGAUGUGACCGUUGGUAACGUCUCCAGAUAGCCCGUGGCUAGGAUGGGACCGUUGGUAACGUCUCCAGAUAGCCCGUGGCUAGGAUGUGACAGUUGGUAACGUCUCCAGAUAGCCCGUGGCUCACACAGUACACCCAACACACACACAGGGCAACAUUUUUCAAUGGAUGAUAGUGAGUCAAUUCCUCCCUCGAUAAUGAAGUUACCCUAAACACUGACCUAGGAUCAGAUAUCCUAACCUUAGCAUUAGGAGGAUAAUGACAAUAUCUGACCCUGGACUAACUUACUACCAACUCCCAAUUCCUCUGUGCUGUCCUCUAUCCAUCACUAAGACCUGGCCGUAUUCACAAAGAGUCUCAGUCUCAGAGUAGGAGUGCUGAUCUAGGAUCAGUUUAGUCUUUUAGCUCAUAAUGAAUAAGAUUUCAUGAACCAGGGGGACCUGAUCCCAGAUCAGCAUCCCUUUCUCUGAUGUUAUUUUGUGAGUAUGGGCCUUCAAGAGACCGUGUUGAAUAGAGGGCACAACGCUGAGCCUCACUGCAGUUUGUUCCUUCCGCCAGCAGGGGGCCCCCCAGCCUUGGUCCCAGUUUGACUGGAGCAGCAGUGGCCUUGGCAUCAACCCUCUGGAUGGUACGUCCCCCCGCUGAGCCCACUACCUCCAGGGCCAGAGAUGAGGCUGCUGUCCACUCUACGCUGCUUUACACACACUACUCCUCCGUCUCAGCUUCUACCUUCCUCUCCUCCUCCGUCUCAGCUUCUACCUUCCUCUCCUCCUCCGUCUCAGCUUCUACCUUCCUCUCCUCCUCCGUCUCAGCUUCUACCUUCCUCUCCUCCUCCGUCUCAGCUUCUACCUUCCUCUCCUCCUCCGUCUCAGCUUCUACCUUUCUCUCCUCCUCCGUCUCAGCUUCUACCUUCCUCUCCUCCUCCGUCUCAGAUUCUACCUUCCUCUCCCCUCCGUCUCAGCUCUACCCUUCCUCUCCUCCUCCGUCUCGCUUCUACCUUCCUCUCCUCCUCCGUCUCAGCCUUCUACCUUCCUCUCCUCCUCCGUCUCAGCUUCUACCUUUCCUAUCCUCCUCCGUCUCAGCCUUCUACCUUCCUCUCCUCCUCCCGUCUAAGCUUCUACCUUCUCUCCCUCCUCCGUCUCAGCUUCUACCUUCCUCUCCUCCUCCGUCUCAGCUUCUACCUUCCUCUCCUCCUCCGUCUCAGCUUCUACCUUUCUCUCCACUCGCCCUGCUACUACUCUGAGACACUUUGUGAAUAUGGGCCCUGACACCUGUUUCUCUCUCUCUUUGUGAAUACAGACCCUGACUCCUGUUUCUCUCUCUCUUUGUGAAUACGGGCCCUGACUCCGUUCUCUCUCUCUUUGUGAAUACGGGCCCUGACUCCUGUUUCUCUCUCUCUUUGUGAAUACGGGCCCUGACACCUGUUUCUCUCUCUCUUUGUGAAUACGGGCCCUGACUCCUGUUUCUCUCUCUCUUUGUGAAUACGGGCCCUGACUCCUGUUUCUCUCUCUCUUUGUGAAUACGGGCCCUGACUCCUGUUUCUCUCUCUCUUUGUGAAUACGGGCCCUGACACCUGUUUCUCUCUCUCUUUGUGAAUACGGGCCCUGACUCCUGUUUCUCUCUCUCUUUGUGAAUACGGGCCCUGACUCCUGUUUCUCUCUCUCUUUGUGAAUACGGGCCCUGACUCCUGUUUCUCUCUCUCUUUGUGAAUACAGGCCCUGACUUCUGUUUCUCUCUCUCUUUGUGAAUACGGGCCCUGACUCCUGUUUCUCUCUCUCUUUGUGAAUACGGGCCCUGACACCUGUUUCUCUCUCUCUUUGUGAAUACAGGCCCUGACACCUGUUUCUCUCUUUGGUUCCGUUGUCCACACUAGCAUACCACUUAUAAUAAAGCAAUGUGUUGGGCAUGCAUUCUACGUAAGUGGUAUGUAAGUGUGGACUUUGGAACAUAGUCUCUAUCACUCCCUCCUCUCACUCUCUCCCUCCUCUCACCCUCUCUCGCCCUCCUCUUUCUCUCUCCCUCCUCUCCCUCCUCUCACUCUCUCCCUCUCUCUCCCUCUCUCUCCCUCCUCUCCCUCUCUCCCACUCUCCUCUGCUCCUCUCUUCACAUUGAUGUCUCCCUCUAGAUGGUACAACUCUUUCCCUUUACCUUCAAUGGUAUCUUAUACUGUGGAAUCCCAAGGCGCUCUCUAUACGUCUAACUUACCGGCUACCUCAUCUGCCCUGUAUAGAGUGAUGCUGAUGAGGUUUCUCACUUGUUGUUGCCCAUCAUCAUUGAUCCAAACACUGUUUCUUAUUGCUCUGGGCAACAGUUCUUUCAGUAUUAGUGGGGGGAAUCAGGCAAAGACAAGUCAAGCCAUAUAGAUGA